Daldinia vernicosa is the source of this 2423-nucleotide messenger RNA. RefSeq names its product Protoporphyrinogen oxidase. Gene Ontology annotation, biological process: heme biosynthetic process. NCBI's taxonomy places the organism in Eukaryota, Fungi, Ascomycota, Sordariomycetes, Xylariales, Hypoxylaceae. The transcript is spliced from 3 exons. The record is from RefSeq and is a predicted model, not a curated record. Gene Ontology annotation, cellular component: mitochondrial inner membrane. Bases 86 to 2068 code for a protein of 660 amino acids. Gene Ontology annotation, molecular function: protoporphyrinogen oxidase activity, oxygen as acceptor.
CACUCCGUACAUUUCUCGUACAUUUCUCCGAGGUAAACUUCAACAUGCCACCUUCAAUGCUACGGCCAGCUAUACUACGUAUGCAAUGACUCCCAAACACUCAGAAGACGUUCUCGUAAGUCUUCUGAGGUCUACAUACCGCAAUGCACGACAUGGUUCUCCUACUCGAAUAUCUACUCGAAUAUCGACAUCUCCGACCUCACGACAGCUAAGCUCCCUGGUGACUCCGAGUAGUCUUCUUCACUCGUCAAUUCGAAAGCAGGUUGCUUGCUCUCGAUCUGGGAAGCCCCCUCGGGUUCAUUGGGUUCAAAGCCAGACAUUUGCAACCGCCAAAACGCGCAAUGGCAAGACACGGGAAAUCGCCGUUCUUGGUGGCGGCAUCACUGGGUUGACUACGGCACACUACUUAGCCCGUCAUGCCAAGAACGCGCAUAUCACGCUAUACGAUGCGUCUCCUAAACUCGGUGGAUGGAUAUCUGGGAACUUGGUAUCGACACACGACAAGUCUGAUAAAGUCUUGUUCCAGUCUGGUCCGCGCGUGCUUCGGAUUGGAGGUUUAAAUCCCGAGAUCCUCGUCUUCUACGAUGUAUUGCUAAACUUGGGCAUCGAGAAGAAAGUUCUAGGUCGUAAAGGCCCUCCCCCUGCUCGUUAUAUAUAUUACCCAGACCACCUAGUCAAGGUACCGACAACUGCUAUCACUCUGGAGAACGUUUACCAUGCUGUCGAAUCCUUUCUUACUGAACCCCUCUAUGACGGGGGCUUUGGGGCCUUGAAAUCCAUUUUUAAAGCUUACCUGUCACGGAAGAAAUCGCCUGGUUCUUUGCGUGAUUCUUCGACAUUUGAAGAUGAAUCCGUGGGCGAGUUUUUAGGUAGGCUUUUCGGAGACGAUCGGCCAGUUAAGAAUAUAGUAUCAGGCAUGAUGCAUGGCAUAUACGGCGGCGACGUAUACAAAUUGAGUGCGAGGCAGACGAUAUUCAAAUCUCUCUGGCGUUCGCACAAAUUUCAGAGUGAGCCUGGCACUGUCUUGGUGGAAGCCAAGGAUCCGAUUCUUAUUCGUAGCCUCAUGAGCAGUCCUAAUCGUUAUAAGAUCCGGGAGUUGUUUGAGAAGGCUGGUGUGGCCACUAUUGCGUUUGAAGAUGGCCUCCUCACCCUCUCGAACAGUUUAAUUCAAGAUUUAAAGAAUCAGAAAAAUGUAACGAUCAAAGCUAGUAGUCAAGUUACUUCUUUGAAAUAUGAAAGUGGCCAAGUGUCGGUAGCUUCAACGAUUACGGCGAACAAAGAAAAGCGGCAACAAACGAGGCAAUACGACCAAGUAAUCAGCACCCUUUUCUCCAAGCAUCUCGCCGAACUGGUUCAACCUAAACAUAGUCUCCCCUCCCUGGAAGAUACUCACGCCGUAACUAUCAUGGUUGUUAAUCUUUGGUUCCCAAAUCCAGACCUGCUCGGAGACAAUCGCGGCUUCGGUUACCUUGUACCAACCACGACACCCGACAACGACGAGUGCGUACUAGGCGUGCUUUUCGAUUCGGAAAUCGAGAUGCGCAAUAAUAGUCCGGGUACAAAGCUCACCGUAAUGCUGGGCGGCCACUAUUGGGACGGCUGGACCCAUUACCCAACCGAAGAGAUGGGGCGCGCGAUGGCUCUGCAAGCCGUCCAGCGCCAUCUCAACAUCCCCGUGGAUGAAGAGCCCGUCUCGUACGUGCGCCUAUGCCGCGAAUGUCUGCCACAACACUACGUAGGGCACCACGAGCGCAUGAAAGCCGCGCACUACGACCUCCUCGACGUCUUUAAGGGCCACCUCACCGUGGCCGGCCCCAGCUACACGAGCAUCGGGGUGAUGCCAGCCAUGCGCGCCGGUUUCGAAGCCGCCAUGCGCGUCGCCCGCGGCCGCGGCCCCCCUUGGUUCGAGCUUGAGGACGACGAGCCCAUCGACAUUGGCACUUUGAUUCACUCCAUGGAGCCCGCGCUCGCCAACAAUGUGCCGGACCACGUCGGCGCUACGGGGCUCGAGGCUUUCUCCAAGCCGUAUUUAAAUACUCUGCUCCGCGCUCAGGUAAAAAGACCUUGAGACGGAUAGGUGGAUGGAUAUGUGAAUAUUACCUAACCUAUGCAUGACUUGGGUACCUACCUAGCUUUAGAAAAGGGGGACCGGGGACAGGGGACCGGUAGUGUGUUGUACGUGGAGAUGUAAUUAAUGGUGCAUUGGGAGAUUAGGAUAUUAUAUACGCCUACGGGGGUUAUGAUACUAUGUGAAUACCAGCAGUAGUACUUACUACCCAUACCAUAGCGAAUGACACAACAACUCGGUUAAGCGACGAGUUUGGCCUACAUACCACCUAAAAUACUUCUUUCCCAUCUAUAUUGGUUUUGAACAAUUUCCGAUUUACAUCCCAUAGCUCAAGUUAGAUCAAUCAAUCAAUCAC